This is a messenger RNA of Oikopleura dioica, 1797 nucleotides long. NCBI's taxonomy places the organism in Eukaryota, Metazoa, Chordata, Appendicularia, Copelata, Oikopleuridae. The record is from the annotation of a GenBank genome assembly.
AUGUACACGCUUUUUGAGCGUCCGAAGUCUGUGAAUGAGAGACUGAUAACGUAUCUUCAAAGUCAGAAGGAAAGAUCGAGGAAGAGUCCAAUUCGAUCACCAGGGUCCGAUAGCAGAAAGUCCGACAAGUCGGCAGGCUCACCAAUGAUUGCCGAGAAGGAUACGCCGAUUUUAAAAGAACUCUUGCGCAAGAACGACGAAGAAUCGACGCCAAGGUCAAGGCGCGGCACGAAGCGUCCAAAAGACGACGACUUCAUUUCGGGACCGCGAGAUACUGGUUUAAACGAUGGCCCGCCGCCACCAUCAUUAUCUUGCAGAUCAAAUGAUUCUGGCUCCAGUAAUACCAUGAUGCUCCAACAGAAUCAGAAUCAGCGCAUCUCACCCACUCCUCAACUCACUGAAGAGCAAAAGCAGGCCAAGCUGGAGGAAGAAAAAACAGAGCGAUACAUCAAGUUCGUCACCGCUUUUAGCAAGCGCGCAAGAGCGGCGAUGGAACAGCAACAACAGCAACAAGCAAACUCUUCUGUAAAUCAAGCGACCCCCAAUCCUCCGACUUCUCAAUGUCCUCCCGUUCAGCGACAAAAUUCUCAACCGAUGGUUAGUACCGAGUCCAAGGGCGCCUUUCAAGAGGGUGACAGUCAAAUCCGACGGAUGCUAGUCAGUAAAGACGGCCCCGCCGUCUUUCAGCCAAAUCGCGGAGCUCACAACCUUAACGCGCCAAAGCGGCUCAAUCGAUCUGGAUCUGUACCUAGCAAUAGUAUGAACAGUCAACCCCAAGUUCAACAGCAUAUGCACCAUCAGCAACAUCUGCAACCCCCUCAGCUCUCCCCUCAGCCUGGAAUGAACAAUCAAUUCAAUCAAGGCAAGCCGCUCGAAGUCGUCAACGUCGUCCAAGUCUCCCCACGUGGUUAUCAACAACGAAGCCCUCAAGAUGUUCAAAUGGAAAGGCGGCGUUCUUACGGAGACGUCAACACUCUCCAAAAUUACGUCCCUAAUUCUCCGAUGUCACCUCAUUUCCCGCAAAAUGCGGACUUUCAGAUGGCGAAGGAUGAGAGCAAGAACCAAUUUAUUGCGCCGCCGAACCGUUCACGAAAUCAAUCGCUUCCUCCAACCGAUUUGAAUGGGCAAAUUCAGUCGAUGACAUCGCCUCUCCAAUCACCCGUGUCCCCCAUGGGCGGGCCUGUAUCCCCUUACGCGAGUUCGAUGCCUUCUCCCAGCGGGCCAAUGAUGAGCCCAGUGAUGGGUCCUCAAAAGAACUUCUUCGGACAUCCUACCUCACAAAUGAGCGGGCCACUUCGUGUCUCUUCUGUCCAGCAAGGACCUAAUAACAAACAAGGCAAUAAUGGUGGUCAAAUGCACCAAGUUCAAGGCUCGCACAAGACUGUUCAAAGCUACCCGAACAUAAUUGGUAUUUUGAAUCCCGCUCAGCGAAACAAUCAACAACGAUUCACAGUUCAGCAGAGUCGACCGAAUUUCAACCAGCCUCAGCAGCAGCAUAACCGUAUCCCUGCUUCAAUGAGCCAUCCAAUGAGCUACUCGCAGCAGAUGAGCCCAAAUCCACAACCACUUCCAGCCCAAAAUCGAAUGACAAACAACAACCAUCAGCAACAGUACGCGCUACAGAUGGCUCCGCAAAAACAGCAUCAACAGUCUACUUUAUCCAACGAUUUGAAGGAUCUAUCACUUCCCCUUCUUGGCUCAAAUGACUUCAGCAGUGACCUAGGUUGCUUGGAUUUUCUGGAUAACGAAAUGCCCCUCAAUGGCGCAUUUGAAUCUACUAACAAGCUGAUUCAGUAG